Paramecium primaurelia is the source of this 1134-nucleotide messenger RNA. Lineage: Eukaryota; Ciliophora; Oligohymenophorea; Peniculida; Parameciidae. The record is from the annotation of a GenBank genome assembly.
AUGAAAAAAUUAUGGUUAAAACUAUUGAUGGGUACUUCCAUCCUGACAUUAGCAAUAGCAUAUUCUUAUUUAAAGAAAAAGUAGAUUCCAAAGAAACGAUUAGUAGAUAUAAUAGGCAAUACUCCUUUAAUAUAUUUAAAGAGUCUUUCAGAAUAAACAGGAAGAGAGAUAUAUGUAUUCUUUUUUCUUAUAAUUUAGGCCAAAUGUGAAUUUAUGAAUCCUGGGAGUAGUAUGAAGGAUAGAACUGCUUUAGCAUUGAUUUAAUAUGGUUUCUAGUAAGGAUAAUUGGGAAUAAAAAAUAAGACUAUUUAUGAAGGUACAUCAGGAAGUACAGGAGUGAGUCUAACUUUAAUUGGAAAUAGUUUAGGAUGUAAAUGUAAGUUAUAUUUACAAAAUGAUUUGGCUUAAGAGAAAUAUAACAUUUUAUAAACUUGUGGUGCUAUCAUUGAAAAAGUACCACCUGUUUCUAUUGUUGAUUCAGAACAUUUUUGUAAGAAAGCAGAAAAAUAAGCUAAAAUUGAAGGUGGAUAUUAUGCUGAUUAAUUUCAUAAUUUGGCAAAUUAAUAAGCACAUUUUUAAACAGGUAAAGAGAUAUAUGAAUAAACAAAUGGAUUAAUAGAUUGUUUUAUUAUGUCUUCAGGAACAGGAGGAUCUAUUGCAGGAAUUUCUUAAUAUCUAAAAAGAAAAAAUAAAAAUAUCAAAGUAAUACUAGCAGAUCCUCCUGGAUCUUCAUUGAAAACUCAUGUGAAUAGUGGAGUGUGUUAUACUUAUUAAGAAGCUGAGGGUCAUAGACUGAAAAACCCUUUUGAUACUGUGAUAGAAGGAUGUGGAUUAAAUAGACUAACAAAAAAUUAUAUGUAAGCCUAAAUUGAUUAUGGUUUUACAAUAUAAGAUAAAGGUAAAAUUAGAUUAAUAAUAAUUUCAGAAUCUAUACAGAUGGCUUAAUUGUUAAUUGAAAAAGAGGGAUUGUUUGUUGGUGCAUCUAGUGCUAUGAAUUGUGUGGCAGUUCUUAAAGCUGUUUAGAAAUAUCCAGAAUGUAAAGUUUUUGUUACAAUCUUAUGUGAUUCUGGAUAAAGAUAUUUGAGUAAAUUUUAUAAUAAAGAAUAUUUAUAAUAGCAUUAAAUUGAAUAUUGA